Molecule: messenger RNA, 1135 nt
Organism: Xiphias gladius (swordfish)
Lineage: Eukaryota; Metazoa; Chordata; Actinopteri; Istiophoriformes; Xiphiidae
Gene: mrpl24
Product: mitochondrial ribosomal protein L24
Exons: 6
Coding region: 79-789 (236 amino acids)
Biological process (GO): translation
Cellular component (GO): mitochondrion; ribosome
Molecular function (GO): RNA binding; structural constituent of ribosome
Source: RefSeq, a predicted model, not a curated record
AUCCCUGCACAGUUGGGCAACCGCGUCUGCGUGCCGCCAGGUCGCGGCCUCCCGUCCAGUAGGCGGUGCUGCCCGCCAAUGCUGGCGGUGUCGGCACUGCUAACUGCUGCAUGUGACAUUGACAUCAACAGAGGCACAAUGAGGCUAACCAGUCUCCUGUCGAUGGCAGUCAGGGUUGUUGUGCCCAAAGACUACCGGUACGGCACCAACAGACCGUGGACGGCGUCUGCUAAAAGGCUGAAUCCUCCGGGGAAGAAGAGGAGAAAGGUGUUUGUGGAGCCGAUAGCACCAGAGGACUGGUCUGUGCUCAGAGGGGACAUGGUCGAGAUUCUGUCAGGGAAGGACAAAGGGAAGCAGGGAAAAGUUAUCCAAGUCUUCAGACACAGAAACUGGGUUAUCCUGGAGGGACUAAACACACAUCACAGGUAUGUCGGACGAACUCAGGAUUAUCGGGGGACCUACAUUGCCAGUGAGGCUCCCAUCCUGCUGCACAAUGUCACCCUCAUUGACCCCUCCGACAGGAAGCCCACUGAAGUAGAGUGGAAAUUCACAGAGGAGGGUGAGAGAGUCCGUGUGUCUGUCAGGACAGGUCGAAUUAUUCCUAAGCCUGUUGUGGAGCGACGAGAUGGUAUUGUGCCAGAGCAGUGGAAAGAUGGUCCCAAAGACACCAGUCCUGAAGACACUCUAGAAAAGACCUAUGUACCAUCUCUGAAAACCCUGGAGGAAGAGGUCAUGGAGAAACUGGGUAUUCAGGAGAACAGGCACCAUCGAAGGUCCUACUGGUACUGACCAGAGAAAUCAGAGACACUAACGCCCGCCAUCGUGUUACCCAGAUUUCACAGCAACUCUGAAGAUACCUUGUUUUCGUGGGAGUCAUGCUGACGGACAUAUCAAAAAGACACCAUGUCAUGAUUGCAUGAGUAAGCCUUUUGGACGGUGCAACUGGUGCAACAUACAAACUAUUAUGGAAAUGAUACCGUUUGUAAAAAUGCUUUGAGGUGAAACAGAUGUGCAAACAAAGCUGAUAACAGAUGUGCAACUUAUAUGUUUCCUGAAUCAUUCUCUAUUUACAGAGGUAUCCAUUUGUCUCUUCAUGUUAUAAUCAAUAAAUGUAACAUUAAACCCGUCAUUUCAA